Messenger RNA from Peronospora belbahrii, 1281 nucleotides. Lineage: Eukaryota; Oomycota; Peronosporomycetes; Peronosporales; Peronosporaceae. The record is from the annotation of a GenBank genome assembly.
AUGCUCUUUCACUGGUUUCGAUGUGGCCACUUUGCAGAGCGAGGGCGAGUCAAGCACUUGACACUCCGUUUUCUCGGAGCCCAUUCAUCAACGGUAGUACAGAUCGAAUCAGAAAAAAACGAUGAUGGUUCUGUAUCUGCCACGACAUUUGCGAGCUUCGUGCUCAAGUGCGGAUUAUCUAAGAAGACGCUGCACAAGAAGCUUUAUCCUUACGAGUUUGGACAAAGUGCACGGGCUGGCGAGUACCCCAUUGCAGUUGCUGCGUCUGGAGGCGCUGAUAGCAUGGCAUUAAUGCUGUUGCUGCGAGAAUAUUUGCAGGAAAAUUGCAUCACGACCCCACUGUUAGUGAUUACGGUGGACCAUCAGUUGCGGCAUGAAAGCAGUAAGGAAGCGUUAGAAGUUGCGAAGAUUUGUGACGAUCACGGGGGUAUGCAUCAUAUAACGAAAGUAUGUGAAUGGUACCGUGAGGCUGAUUUGUCAAGGCCAGCGAAACCACGCGACAGCAAGAUGGAGGAGCAGGCACGACAGAAGCGGUACGACUUGUUACGACAAGCUUGUUUAGAGCACCGAGUGCGCUGUUUAUUUGUGGGUCAUAAUUAUGGCGACCAGAUCGAGACGACGCUAUUUCGCCUUGGGAGGGCGAGCAGCAUUAAUGGGUUGGCAGGGAUGGCAAGCCGAUUGCCAUUCAUUCCAGCUGAUGAAUCAUUCGCUCGUUCUCGUGAGACUGAAGACCUGAAGCUAUUCAAUAUGGCAGUGCUUAUACGGCCAUUACUUUCUGUAACAAAGGACAGAUUGAUGGCAACCUGCAAUCGAUUUCAGCAAACGUGGAUACACGAUCCCUCGAAUGAUAACCCCGUGUACGACCGUGUUCGCAUACGUCAGGAACUAAAGCGGGUGGAAAGGGAACGAGGAACGGCUAUUCUAGAUUUAUUCUCUAGAUUCCAGCAGACUGCUAAGAAGGCGAAAAAAGAGUUUGCAUGUGUUGAACGAUCCAUACUUUGCAAAUACAUUGUGAUAUGGGAGCCAGAAUUUGUUGUCAUACAGUCGACAAUUCUUUACGAUCCAGAGAUAUUCAACGAGCUGCUCUAUCGGUUGCUUUCAAUUAUUACUGUACAUGUUGGUAAUAAGGAAACACCUCCUCGAUUGGCAUCCGUGGCUCGUCUUGCACGCGAUCUACCACAUUUAGAGACAGGAAAACAGCGCACAUUAGGCGGAUGUCGGAUUCAACUCAUUGCCAAUGGCCAUCAGAUACAAUUUCAGUCCGAGUACAAAACGAAAUAA